AUGACGGUGUCCCUGCUUGACUACGAGAUUGACUGGACUGCGGCCCUCGCCAAAUGGCGUGAGAAGCCAAGGCGCCCUGCGAAGACUCCAGUCUUCGCAGCAGCAGAGAGGAAGCGCAAGAUGAAGGAGCUGGCGGACGACCAGGAACGGGAGAGGGUAGUGCGCGGUCUGGAGUGGGAUCGUGAUGAGUCGGAUGAGGACGAGGAGGAGGAGGCCUAUGAUGAGGACCAGGCGAUGCUGGACGACGACCCUUUCCGCGAGGUGGACGAGGAGGAGGAGGAGGCCUAUGAUGAGGACCUGGCGCUGGGCGACGACGACCCUUUCUGCGAGGAGGAUGAGGAGGAGGAUGUGGAGGAGAUAGCCAUGGAUCAGCCUGAGAGUUAG
Closterium sp. Yama58-4 is the source of this 384-nucleotide messenger RNA. Lineage: Eukaryota; Viridiplantae; Streptophyta; Zygnematophyceae; Desmidiales; Closteriaceae. The record is from the annotation of a GenBank genome assembly.